Molecule: messenger RNA, 4087 nt
Organism: Physcomitrium patens
Lineage: Eukaryota; Viridiplantae; Streptophyta; Bryopsida; Funariales; Funariaceae
Product: nuclear pore complex protein NUP107
Biological process (GO): post-transcriptional tethering of RNA polymerase II gene DNA at nuclear periphery; protein import into nucleus; mRNA export from nucleus
Cellular component (GO): nuclear pore; nuclear pore outer ring
Molecular function (GO): structural constituent of nuclear pore
Source: RefSeq, a predicted model, not a curated record
AAUUCUCCAAGCAAACCUCGGCAAAGCUUCGUUCGGGCACUGGCAGCUGCCGUUGGCACUAAAUGGAGUGCCGCUAAUCGUGAUUUUACCAUGCAAUACCGCACUGAUUUGUUCCCGAUUCAGUUUGAAUGAUCCUUGCUGCAAUUUGAUCUACCUCCGCAUGAAAUGUCAAUUAAUUAUGUAGUUUAUUUUGGUUUCUUUUACGGCUUUUUUGGGGGCAAUUUUUAGGUUUCGGAGUGCAGAGUUCUGAGAGAGUUUGUUGCGACUGAGAGGGCUGAUUCUAGGGCCCUGAUACAUCACCUCCGAGAGAGGGCGAUGGGGAGAGAGGUGGAGGAGGGCGGAGGAAGGCCUGAGGCGGAGCGGUACGAUCCUGCUGCCCCUCGAGAGCAAUUCCGACGAUACCGAAGGCGAAGGUCCAAGGAUCCUCCAGCGAUUGUUGGCGGUUCCCCGUCUCUGGCAGGUGCUAGUGAGGGUUUAGGUACUCCCUCCCUUUCGCUUCGCGACAUGCGGGACUCAUUUGUGGCUAUGUCGCCACCUUCGGUUUCCCGACAGUCGUGGAUGCAUUCGUCUUUUCCGGGUGAGUAUCGGACUCCCGUAGCGUCUGGUGCACGAGGUUUGCGAGAUCCUCGAGCUGAGUUGUUGAGUAGUCCCAUGAGUUUUGAUGAUGACGAGGAGCAGCCACAUUGGAUGGGGGGAUAUGGAGACGAAGGAGAAGACGAGGAUGAGAGAAUGGAGCUCAAGCCUCCGGUGUUGAGCAAAACCCCGGUGGUUUUACGAAAAGUGAAGCCGGAGCCAGGUCUCGGAGAGGAGAUGCCGGAUAGCGCAGAACAGAGUUAUGGGAGAUUUGCAUUAAUGACAAAUGCAGCAUUGCAAGAUGAGAUUUCCUUGCCAGAUUUUUUGGAGCAAUGCGAAGUUUUAUGCCAUGACCUAGCGCAAGUGGUGAGGGAGGAGGCAUCAGAAGGCCAUCGGGUGACUGAAGAGAGGUUAAUGAGGCAAACUGCCCAAAUGCUUCACGCAGAGUCUGGAACGUGGUCUCUUCUGUGGUAUUUGUUUGGGAAGGAAGCCCAGGAGAUGUACUCGGACGACCCUUUGGUGUAUCCGGCCACUUCAACUCAAGAGGCUGUGCAAUUCAUCAUGUCAGAACCGUUCGUGCAGCAGUGUAUGCGCAUUGUGCAGUGGUUGGAAAGUAUGGCUUCGAAGGAUCUUGAUUAUCAGAAGAAACAUAAGGGUUGGUAUGCAGGAUCCUACAUGCAGAAAUUAGGCGUAUGGCAUCAGACGCAGCGAGAGAUACGGAAACGUGCCGGACAGGCCACUUUGGUUCGAAAUGUGGAUCCUGAUGCCCCUACACGAGAACAUGCACGCCUCCAUCCAGAGGAUCAAAAAUUGGAAGAGGACUUGAUGGAGGAUGUGUGGAAACUCCUACGGGCAGGAAGACUGGGAGAAGCCAGGGAGUUAUGUCGCAGUGCGGGCCAGCCAUGGAGAGCAGCUAGUCUUGGUGGCUGUGGGGAGCUGGGAUCGUCCCCCUCUGUAGAGGCCUUUUGUAACGCUGGCAAGGACAGAGCGUUGCAAGCUCUUGAGCUAGAAAGUGGGAUUGGGCAUCAACGGCGGCUAUGGAAAUGGGCUUGUUACAUUGCGUCAGAAAAAAUAGGGGAUAGGGGCGAUGAAGCGAAGCAUGAAGCUGCUGUCUAUGCGUCACAAUGUGGUAAUGUGAGGCGAAUGCUACCUGUUUGUAUGGACUGGGAAUCGGCGUGCUGGGCAAUGGCACGGUCGUGGCUGGAUACGCAAGUGGACGCCGAGCUUUCACAGCGGCAUCCUCCUAAAGUUCCGAAACGGAGAACAACUGGUGCUGUUGUUAGAACUUCAGCUAAGUCAGGGGGAAGCGAUGCAAGCAUGGAGGUUUCGGAAGAACCUCACAGCUGGCCGCAACCUGUCGUAGAUCAACAACCUCGUGACUUUGUAGGAAUGUUCGAUAAGCUGCGCAAUGCAGAUCUUGUGCAUGCAAAAGUGAAACAUAGUUGUAACGAGCAGCAGCGGCUGGUACAAAUGGACCUUAUUAUGGGGAAUUUCUCUCAUCUUCUUGAUUUGCUCAAAGAUUGGACCAUUCCAAAGGACACUACGAUUAAGUUUCAUGGUCAUCCACAGAUAGUCCGUUUUGGAUCUCACUUGGUCCUCGUUCUCCGCCGUAUUCUGGCAGAUACAUCAGACGAAGUCGUUGCCGAAAAGCUAAGGAUUGUUGGAGACCUCAUACUUAAUGGUUAUGUGAUUUUUCUUUUUACCGAACAUCAAGAAGAUCUUGUGGGGGUUUAUGCAUCACAACUGGCUCCUCAUUUAUGUGUGGAUCUCUACGUGAAUUUUAUGGACCUCCGACUAAACGAUCCUGUGCCUGUCAAAUAUAAGUUGUUCCGCUCUGCUAUUGAGUUUCUGCCCUUUUUCCCGGACAUUGACGAAACCAAGGGCUGUGUGCUAAACAUACUCGAGAAGGUACUAAGCAAAUCUAGGGAGAUUAAGCCUGGGUUACAGGCAGGCGUGAAAAGCGAGGAGUUAGAGCGAGGUGGUAUAGGGGAGCUGCGACAGCUCCAAAGUGUACAGAAGGCACAAGCUUUGCAGUGGCUGUGUUUUACCCCUCCUGAAACUGUACCAGGUGUUGAGCGUAUACGUGCAGAGUUACUGGCUCGGGCUCUUGAGCAUAGUAAUCUUUUGUUUCGUGAAUUUGCCUUGUUAUCUUUAUGGCGUACAACAGUGGUACCUGCGGGGCCACACAGACUCUUGAGUCUUUUAGCAGAACCCUUGAAGCAGGUGCCAGAGAUUCUUGCUUCCCUUGAACAUCCCGAUCGUAUGGAGGAGAAUUUGCAAGAGUUUGAAUGUUGGAGAUUCUACUAUGAGUGUGACGGUCUAUACAGAAGCUGGUUCAACAUUGAACAAACGAACGCUGAAGUGCCUCCAGAACAUCUCUCGGUUGAGGAGAAGGAGAGAGCCAUUUCAGCUGCGCGGGUAGCUCUUGAGCAAGCAUUUGCCUUGCUGACAUGUGACAAUGGCAUGUGGCUUGCGGGUGUGGAUACGACAGUGGGUGCUGACACCGAGGUUGCCUGGCUGGAGCUUCAGGCGACAGCUGUGCUGAUGUCUGCCUCAGGAGUAUAUUUACCUCCUGAACCCACCGUGUGCACCACGCUGAGCAGUGCAUUGCACCAUUGUGGUGGAGAGGCGGGGUUGAUGAGGCAGCUGACUGUAGAAGUAGAUGUGAAUAGGAGGGAUAUAAAUUGUGUGGAUGUUCGGCUGCGGUGUCUGCCAGUGUCUGGAGAUGGGCUGGGUUUGGCAACUGGUCAUGACGGGGGUCUCCUUGGUUCCAUUUUAGCUUUGGCAGCCAAGGGAGAGAUGCCGCAUUUUCAGUCUGGCCUUGCAUUGGAAGUUGUCUCUAUGGACGCAUGGCGUUGGGACGAAAAUUUGGUACUUCGAACACCUGCAACGUACAUUCUGCAAGGCCUGGCCCGGCGUUGUUGUUUGCCAGAGCUCAUCCUGCGGUGCAUGGAGCUGAAGGUCUUCCUUGCUGCCUCCCGUGGAGCAGAAGAUGUGGAUGAUGAAUCUACUGAUCUGAUUGGGUUGGUUGCUUCGAAAGAAACAGCUUUGCACCGUCUAUUCAGUCAAAGGCAGCUGCAAAUAUUCCUUCUGUUGGAAAGAAAUAUGACCAUUUGCAGGAUGGAGUCCUGCAGGGAUCAUGCUCCUCAUUUCUAGCGGAUCUUUUGGUGUGGUACGGGUCAAACUUGUGUCAUGGCGAAUCUAUGUACAAUCUUAGUGUCAAUUGCAAUUCACCGAUUCCGAGAUUUAAGAGUUUACUUCAAUGGCCUUGGUCUUAUUAAUUUGCAUUCUUUUAAAUCCUCUCAUCUAGUUUUGUCAUUCUUUAUCAUUCCAGGUCUGUAGCUCGAGUCUAGACUCUUCUUCGCAGCCCGAUUUUGUAGAUUUCACUGCUCGUUUCAGACGUUUUGUUCCGUACGAUUCUAGGUGCAAUCGGACCAACUGCCCAGGUGUUGCGGCAUCCGACUUCUUCUUGUAUGAUGCUUGAGAAUCAAUGGAUUUAUUGGUGUUCAUUAAA